This is a messenger RNA of Diorhabda carinulata, 2168 nucleotides long. Its product is annotated as sodium- and chloride-dependent GABA transporter 1-like. Gene Ontology annotation, biological process: sodium ion transmembrane transport. Gene Ontology annotation, cellular component: membrane. Bases 207 to 2018 code for a protein of 603 amino acids. NCBI's taxonomy places the organism in Eukaryota, Metazoa, Arthropoda, Insecta, Coleoptera, Chrysomelidae. The record is from RefSeq and is a predicted model, not a curated record. The transcript is spliced from 11 exons.
AGUUCCACGUGUAACCGUUCAUCCAACGAUUUUAUUAAGCAAUUUCUAAUUUUAGCACUCGUGAUAUAAUUUUUUUUCCAAAUCUGGGCUUUAAAAGAUAGUUGCCAAUAAUUAGAUUCACUUCAAAUUAUUUUUUGUGAACUUGUAUGUCCUAUAUUUAUCUUUAGUUACAAAACUGCAAAGUACAUCAGCUUUAUCGUGACACAAUGUCGAAUAAACUGUACAUUUGGGACGAACAAAUGCAAAUAACCGCAGCUCCCGAAAAAAAGCCUUUUAUUCGUGAUGACAAACCGGAUGAAAUGAAUACCGAUCGGAAUAAGACGGAAGAACGUGGCGGAUGGGGGAAUAAAUUGGAUUUUUUAAUGUCUUGUAUUAGUUUAUCUGUAGGAUUAGGGAACGUUUGGAGAUUUCCGUAUUUGUGUUAUAAAAAUGGCGGAGGUACAUUUUUGAUAACUUACCACAUCGCAAUGAUAUUUUGUGGAAUACCAUUAUUUUUUCAAGAAGUAGCCGUAGGUCAAUAUCUGGGAUCAGGCGGGAUGACUUUCGUUGGUCAACUUUGUCCCAUUUUCAAAGGCGUCGGGUACGCCACAAUGACCAUUGUAUUCUUAUUGGAUGUUUAUUAUUGUGUCAUUAUAGCAUGGACGUUAUUUUAUAUUUAUAGUAGUUUAAGUAGUACAUUACCUUGGGCUACAUGUGAUAACUGGUGGAACACCGAUAAUUGUUUUGUUAGAGACAAUUCGACGUUGAAUACGACAAAUAUAACCAGGAUAUCUUCGUCUCCUGUGGAAGAGUUUUUCGAUCGUAGAUUAUUGAAUAUAACAUCGGGUUUGGAGGAAAUAGGGGGAAUUCAAUGGAAUAUUUUUAUAGCUCUUUGUAUUGGAUGGAUAUUUGUUUAUACGAUUUUAAGGAAAGGAUUACACCAAAGCGGAAAGGUGGUGUGGUUUACGGCCUUAUUUCCAUACGUAAUACUUCUAAUUAUGUUAGUUCGAGCUGUGAUGUUGGAGGGAGCUAGUACUGGUUUACUUUAUUACGUUACCCCUCGUUGGGAAGCUCUUCUUACUCCAGGACCGUGGAUGGACGGAGCGUCACAAAUUUUUUUCGCUUAUAGUAUUGGUUGCGGCGCAUUACCAGCAUUGGGAUCUUAUAAUAAAUUCCACCACAAUUCUUAUAAAGACGCUGUGAUAACUUGUAUAGUAAAUACCAUGACUUCUGUGAUAGCUGGAAUAGUAACUUUUUCGAUUUUGGGACAUCUGGCAUUAGAACAAGGUACAGAUGUCGGAAAUGUAGUUAAAAGUGGACCAGGUCUUGUAUUCAUAACUUAUCCACAAGUUGUUUUAAAAUUACCUGGUUCUUCUUUUUGGGCAGCUACAUUCUUUUUUAUGUUGUUGUUGUUGGGUAUUGACAGCGAGUUUUGCUUAGUGGAAUCUUUCAUUACCGGAAUCUUGGAUAAUUGGUCGCAGAGUCUACGACCCCAUAGACAUUUAUUUACUGCAGGAGUUUGUUCCAUUAUGUUCCUACUUGGUAUACCUAUGAUAACACAGGGUGGAAUGUAUAUUUUCCAAUUAAUGGAUUAUUAUUCCGCAAGCGGCAUGUCACUAUUAUGGGUUUGCUUUUUCCAAACCAUAGCAAUUUCAUGGUUCUUCGGAGUUGAUAGGUUAGCAGAUUGUAUACAAACAAUGAUGGGUGUAAAACCUGCGUUAUUUUGGAUGAUUUGUUGGAAGUAUAUUACACCAUUAGUCAUGGCUGUGAUUUUUAUUAGUCAAUGUUUUGAAUACCAAAGACUUUAUUAUGGUAACUACGAAUAUCCUUUAUGGGCUGAUAUUAUAGGGUUAGGACUAAGUUUUUCUUCGAUGAUGUGGAUUCCAGCAUAUCUAAUAUAUUAUAUUUCGAGUCAACCUGGCAGUAUUAUUCAGAAUUUCAAAAAUGGUAUAAAAUCGACCGUGGCCCAAAGAAAAAUUUCAAUUUGUGAUAAAAGUACUGGAGAGUUACUAGCACAAAGUUCGAGUAAUGUCAUAUGAAAAUUUUUGUCAAAAACAACGCAAACAAAACUCUGGCCCUAUAUUGGAUUCAGAGCAAUGCAGUUGUUGACUGUGUAAAUGAUUUUACCUAAGGGAUUCCAAAGUAUUAUAUUUUAUUAAAUUUUAACUAAUUAAAAAGUUUAUGAAAUA